AUGGGAGCGUCGGAAGAGAAACGGAGGGAGCCUAAUGCCACCCGGAGUGGCUUGAGGGGCACAGCUUUCUUCACUCCUGCUGCCGCAUGUAGUCUCGGAAAGGGGAGCUGUUCAAGUGGAAUGUCCCGCCUGGUGGGUGUGAAGACUCUCUCAAGAAGAAUUUCCAAUCCAUACCUUGAACAUAGUCCUUCCCAGAUUUAUGGAGAGAAUUCUUCUUGCGCAGGAAGAGCAUUAAGGAAUAUUAUUAUCGUUCAAGGAGCCGACCUGGUAAAGGACAGAGUGAACCUCAAGGGGUUUUACAGGAGAAGCUGCGUGGGGUCAGAGCUGGUCGACUGGCUUCUUGAACACUGUCCUUUUGUCCAGUGUAGAUCCAUGGCCAUUGGAGUCUGGCAACUCCUACUGGAUAUGGGAAUUAUGUCAUCAGUGGACCAACAUCUAUACUUUCAAGAUAAUUACGUUUUCUACCAGUUUUCUUCGGAAGAAUGUAGCUACUUGUACUGUGAAUUUGAAAGAGAAGAAGAAUGGCAAAAUGGGGUGAAACUUUUGCUGCAGCUGGUGCAUCUCAUUCCUGCUAGAGCUGGCAUCUGUGACCUGUCUCAUCAGAAAGUGGAAGACUCAGAAGAAAGCAGCGAUGAAAUUCUUGCUCGGCUAACAUCUGCGGUGCAGAGAGAGCUAGCGGCUGUUAUUGCAUUGAAAGCAAGAAAAUCUGCAAUUGAACAAGAUGAUGAAAACACUGACAAGCACAUAGAAGUGAUAGAAGCCAGUGAUGUUCCCGAUCCUCAGGCUGGGGUGAUGUGCAAGCUUCAAGAGAGAGAUGAUAUUGGCCGAAUCGAGCUGGUCCAGAAGCUAGCAAGAGAUAAUUGUCCGUUUUUACAAAUAGAUAAAAAGGAGCCGGAGAAGUCUGAACAGCAAGAUGAUGAAGUGACGAUGGUUCAGGUUAAAGAGCAAGGCCUGAGUGUGCUGGUGCUGAAGAAAGUAGCAGCGAGCUGUGGCCCAGCCCCCACGAGUGCUGCGGAGAGCCAAGCGAGAUACGUGGUGGUGUCUGGGACCCCGGAGAAGAUCUUGGAGCACCUUUUGAAUGACUUGCACCUGGCAGAGGUCCAGCACAAAGAAACAGAUACGCUCCUCGAUGACUUCCUUCUCACAUAUACCGUGUUCAUGACAACGGAUGACCUGUGCCAGGCUCUGUUAAGGCACUAUUCUGCUAAGAAGUAUCAAGGGGAAGAAGAAAACUCAGAUGUCCCUUGUCGGAAGCGGAAGGUCUUACACCUGGUUUCACAGUGGAUUGCUCUGUACAAAGACUGGCUACAUGAAGAUGAACAUUCAAAAAUGUUUCUGAAGACCAUAUACAGGAAUGUACUGGAUGACGUCUAUGAAUACCCAAUUCUUGAGAAAGAAUUGAAAGAAUUUCAGAAGAUACUUGGAAUGCAUCGGCGUCACACUGUUGACGAAUACUCACCCCAGAGGAAGAAUAAAGCCCUUUUCCACCAAUUCAGUCUUAAGGAGAACUGGCUACAGCAUAGAGGAACUGUGGCUGAGACAGAGGAAAUUUUUUGCCAUGUGUAUAUAACGGAGCACUCCUACGUCAGUGUGAAGGCAAAAGUUUCCAGUACAGCCCAGGAGAUCCUGAAGGUUGUGGCUGAGAAACUGCAGCGUGCUGAAGAGGACCUGGCUCUGGUGGCCAUCAUGUUCUCUGGAGAAAAGCAUGAAUUUCAGCCAAAUGACUUGGUCAUUUCCAAAUCCCUGGAGGCUUCAGGUCGGAUAUUUGUCUACCGGAAAGAUCUAGCUGAUACUUUGAAUCCCUUUGCAGACAAUGAGGAAUCGCAGCAAAGACCUGUGAGGAUUUUGGGAAUGAACACCUGGGACCUGGCUCUGGAGUUAAUGAGUUUUGAUUGGAGUCUGUUCAACUCAAUCCAUGAGCAAGAGCUGAUCUACUUCACGUUCAGCAGACAGGGAAGUGGGGAGCACACCGUGAACCUCAGCCUUCUGCUCCAGAGAUGUAACGAGGUCCAGCUCUGGGUGGCCACGGAGAUUCUGCUCUGCAGCCAGCUGGGCAAGCGCGUGCAGCUGGUGAAGAAAUUCAUCAAGAUCGCUGCUCACUGCAAAGCCCAGCAGAACCUGAACUCUUUCUUUGCUAUCGUGAUGGGUCUCAAUACUGCCUCUGUGAGCCGGCUGUCACAGACCUGGGAGAAAAUUCCUGGGAAGUUUAAGAAACUCUUCUCUGAACUUGAAAGCUUAACGGAUCCUUCCCUAAACCACAAAGCCUACAGGGAUGCGUUCAAAAAGAUGAAGCCGCCAAAAAUCCCGUUCAUGCCCCUAUUGCUCAAAGAUGUAACAUUUAUUCAUGAAGGAAAUAAAACAUUCCUGGAUAAUCUCGUCAAUUUUGAAAAGCUGCACAUGAUUGCAGACACUGUGCGAACCCUGAGACACUGCAGAACUAACCAGUUUGGAAGUGACAUGUCUCCCAAGGAGCAGCAAGAGCUGAAGUCCUAUGUCAACCACCUGUACGUCAUCGACAGCCAGCAGGCCCUGUUUGAGCUCUCUCACAGGCUGGAGCCCCGGGCCUGA
Cricetulus griseus (Chinese hamster) is the source of this 2568-nucleotide messenger RNA. The record is from RefSeq and is a predicted model, not a curated record. Lineage: Eukaryota; Metazoa; Chordata; Mammalia; Rodentia; Cricetidae.